GCUGGGAUAAUUAGAGAGGAGUUGGGCUGAGCCCAGGCUUCAUUUAGCAGCGGCAACCGGAGCCGCUGCCACCGCCUCCCGGAGGGGCCAGUCUGACCCAUAGAGGCCGGUGCGCUCCUGGCCGCAGCCGCCCCGCCGCGCCCACGGCCCGGGGUCCCUCCAGGCUCACAAAGGCUGCAGCCGCCCUCGUGGCCUUCUCCAUCCCUGCUACCCAGUCACUCUCCUCCUCUUCUCUUCCGGAAGCGAGAAUGUCAGGGCCAGGCGAGGACCUGUGACAGCGGUGGUGGCCCUCUCUCCGCUCCACCCCUACCCCCCCCCUCCUUUGCUGGGAGAGGCUGGCAGAACAUGUGGCCUGGGCUGCCUCCCAGUGCGUUUUCGGUCGGGGUCCCAGCUGUCGCUCAUCUCUGCUCGCUCCAUGCUACCGAGAGGAGUUGAUGUUGCUACAAUCGCCGUGUGGCCUCUGAAUCCGUGGCUGAUGGAUGCCAGGGAGUGCCGCAUUGCUUAGCGUGCCCGCCUUUGGGUUUGCUGGCGCAGUCUUCAGUAGAGACCUCAGAAGCAUCACAGUACUGGGGCUGAGAUGUGCGUGGGGGUUGUUUUCAUCACAUCCUGGAAGAGAAGAGGACUGUACCAGGAUCAGCACCACCCGUGCUGGGUGGGAUUUGGAGUGGUAUAUUAAGAGAGAGAAAGGACAAGAAUUGGAGUGUUGGGCCCAUCAGAAGAGCACCUCCUUCAAAGAAAAGAGAAGAAGGAAUACAAGUGGGGCAUUUGUAUCUAGUGACUGCGAAAAUAAAUUGAUAUCCUUCAUAAAACGCUGUGGCUAAAACUGGCGCAACAGGGUACGUGUCUGUCCACCAAGAUAAAUCAAUUCUGGUGAAGAGGAGGAAGCAGGCAAUUGCAAAAGUCUAGAGUCCAGAGUUUGGUGGUAAUUUGUUCUGGGACAGUCAGCAAGAGGGAGGGGAGAUUCAUAGCAAAGCAGAACAAUGACUCAUUUACAAGCUGGUCUCUCCCCUGAGACCCUGGAGAAGGCUCGCCUGGAACUCAAUGAGAACCCAGACACUCUGCACCAGGACAUCCAGGAGGUGAGAGAUAUGGUCAUCACCAGGCCGGACAUUGGCUUUCUGCGCACAGAUGAUGCUUUCAUUUUACGCUUCUUGCGGGCCAGGAAGUUUCAUCACUUUGAGGCGUUCCGGCUAUUGGCCCAGUACUUUGAGUAUAGGCAGCAGAACUUGGACAUGUUCAAAAGCUUCAAGGCCACUGACCCUGGCAUUAAACAAGCACUGAAGGAUGGUUUCCCGGGGGGCCUGGCCAACUUGGACCACUAUGGCAGGAAGAUUCUAGUCCUAUUUGCUGCUAACUGGGAUCAGAGCAGGUACACACUGGUGGAUAUUUUGCGUGCUAUCUUACUUUCUUUAGAAGCCAUGAUUGAAGAUCCUGAGCUUCAAGUGAACGGAUUUGUUUUGAUUAUAGACUGGAGUAAUUUUACCUUCAAGCAAGCUUCUAAACUCACACCAAGCAUGCUGCGAUUGGCUAUUGAAGGUCUUCAGGACAGUUUUCCAGCACGAUUUGGAGGAAUUCAUUUUGUCAACCAACCUUGGUAUAUCCAUGCCUUGUAUACUGUGAUUCGGCCUUUCCUGAAAGAGAAGACUCGGAAAAGGAUAUUUUUGCAUGGCAAUAAUCUGAAUAGUCUACACCAACUUAUUCAUCCUGAGAUCCUGCCCUCCGAAUUUGGGGGGAUGCUGCCCCCUUAUGACAUGGGAACGUGGGCAAGAACACUGUUAGACCAUGAGUACGAUGAUGACGGUGAAUACAGUGUGGAUUCCUACAGUAUGCCUGUGAAGGAAGUAGAAAAGGAACUCUCCCCCAAGUCCAUGAAGAGAUCCCAGUCAGUAGUGGAUCCUACUGUACUCAAACGCAUGGAUAAAACUGAGGAAGAAAACAUGCAACCUUUACUCUCUCUGGAUUAAUAACUUACUCACCAUGAAUUAGAAUCACAAGGUAUUUGUUUUCAGCAAAGGGACAGCACUGUGGAGAAAUUAUCAGAUGGAAACUUAUUUAUUCAUGUUAAUGUAGCAUACUAUUUAAUAAGGAAUCAGGCUUUCCCAUUUGCCUGAAUAUUGGAUGACCUGGUCUGGAUUAAUGAAAAUCAAUAAUUUAUUCUGUAAGUGCCAAGUUCUUUGUAAAUAUAAUGUAAUCUUUGUGUCAACUUUGUAAAGUUUGGUGACUUACAGUGGAAAAGACUGACUCCUGAGUCUAUGCCAGUGAUAUGAACUAUAACAAAAAAUAUAUUUAAAAAAAGCAAAGAAACAGAAGAAACAUGCAAAUAAACAAAGCUAAUUAAAUAUAACCCUAUUUCCUAUGAAGCCAUAUUUCAGCAAACAUAGUGACUGCUUCAUUGUUUUUCUUUGAAAUUCUGUCAUUUAUCAAAUACACUUUAAAUGGGUACAGCAAGCUUUGAGUCUAGAAAUAAUAAAGGGAAAGGUAUUUCCUAUUUAAUGACUUUCAAUUUACAGAAAGUAUGUUCUAAAACUAUCACUGGCCUUGCAUUUUGGAGACAAAGAAUGGUAGAUGAGCUUGUAAACCAACCACUUGAACUCUUCUGUGUUUAAUUCCUGGAGUCUUGUGAAAAGAUAUGUUUCCCUAAGUAAGAUGUGGGUUUCUGAAAGAAUUUUUUUUUAAGUUGCUGUUUUCAUACUGUGUCCUUAUUCAAGAAUCCAUUGUAUUCUUAUUAUCUUUAAGAACACAAACCCCAAAUGUCUGAAUAAUAGAAAUAAAUCUUAUUUGAAUAGUGUUUUGAGAAGUAAUUUUAAACAUAAAAUUUCCACUUAUAGAUGAGGGGCUAAUUUCUAAUUCUUGUGCAUUGUUUGAAAAAAAUAUAUCUAUAUUCACACACAUAUUUUUACUGAACUCUAUAAAAUCCUUGAUGUGACAGAUUUAUGUAAUAAGUUGUAUUUACAUGUUAAGUGUUUUUAGAAAUGUCGGAUAUCACAUGAGAUACUAACUCUUGAAAAUUGCUUUCACUAAAGUUAAUAAAAAUGAGGUAUAUUGACAUUGAAGGAAAUAUCCAGUGAAUUUAAGAUAAUCCCCAUUUAAUUUGUAAGCACGUCUUGAAUCUGUGCCAUUUUAGUGAAUUACGUUUUCCUUCAAAGAAAUAACCAAUCUCAACACAGAAUAGAUAUCCAGGAGUAAUAUUGUUUUCUCAAAUUGAAAUUAGUAUUCAUAGUUAUCCCAUAUACAUUUGCAUUGUAUUUGCAGAAAAAUAUUGAACAAAUUUACUGUAUCCAGAACACACAAUGGGAUCAUAUGAGGCAUUUUGAGAUAGCAUAUUAUACUAAAUAUACCCUUGAUAUCUGUAUAAGGUUUAAAGAUUUUUAUUUCAUACCAUUUCUAAUGUUAUAACAAAUUUCAAAACUUAAGUUUCAAAUUUCCACCUGGACAAGUAAGACUUUAUCAGAUUUUCAGAGUGAUGAAUUUGGAUAUUGAGAAUUUACCACUAAAAUACUCUUUUGUGGACCAUGGAGAUAGUAACAGAGAUGGAAUAUGAGACAGCCAGGCUUGGGGUGGCCACCUUCAAUAUAGAGCAUCACUAUUAAGUCAUAGCUGAACUGUGCUCUGGUCUCUCUGUAUUGAUCUAUUUGUCAUGAAAAUUAAUAAAUAAAUAUUUAAACAUAUUUUUGAAAUAAAAUAUGACAAGGGGCUCUCUGUAACAAAGGGAAUAAAGGUACAUAGAAGUCUCUGUAUACUUUCAGCCAGAAAUUUUAAAAAUACAGUUAUAACCCUACAGAUAAAAAUCUUAAAAUCAAGAUCAAUACACUAAAUUUUCACUGUAGUUAUAAACUGUAUGAUGUUUGUAAAAAUAAAAAAUAAGGGGCCAGAUGGUAGUACACCUGGUUAAGUGCACAAUUUACAGUGUGCAAAGAUCUGGGUUCAAGCGCCUAGCUCCCACAUGCAGGGGGAAGGCUUUACGAGUGGUGAAGCAGGGCUGCAGGUGUCUCUCUGUCUAUCUCCCUCUCUAUCUCCUCUCCCCUCUCAAUUUAUCUCUGACUCUAUUCAAUAAUAAAUAAAAUUAAAAAAAUAUUUAAAUAAUAAAAAUAAUAUGAAUUGAAGAUCUCUUAAUGCUAACCUGCAAUCAAAUGUAGAAGAAUAAUGACUAUUAGGACUCCUCAUACAUACUCAGACACUUGAUAAAUUGGGAAGAAAAAGUCAUGAUAAAUAAUAUCUUUGUAAAAAUGUUAGCUAUUGGUGGUGUUCUUGAACUUUUCUGCUUACCUAACAUACAUUCUAUAGUUGUGGGCUUUAUAUACAAUAGAAGCAAUAUUAGUCAAUAUGAUGUAGUAAUCAACUUUUCAUUCUCAUGAAGUUCCUUUUUAUUUUAUUACCACUAAGAAUAUCGGUGGAGCUCAGUGUCUGCAUGAUGAAUCCACCACUCCCUACAGCCAUUUAUAAAACAUUUUAUUAGAUAGAGAAGAGAGAAAUUGAGAGAGAAGGAGAUAGAGAGGGAGAGAGAAAGAGAGAGACACCUGCAGUGCUGCUUCACUGCUUGUGGAUUUUCCCCUACCCUUAUGUAAGAAGCGAGGGUUUGAACUCUGGUCCUUGAAUAUAUGUGUGCUUUUAGUCAGGUGCACCAAUUCUAGGCAUUCUUCAUUAACUUCUUUUGAUGAACAACACUUACUGCCAAUUUUAUUAUUCACAAGGUUAAUGCCAGAUAGGAAAUUAUAACUAGAAAGGUGAAUUUUAUGCCUACCCCUCUCUAAUUAUUAUUGACCAAUCACACUGUCUCCCUAUCCCAAAGUUUCAAACUUUGCAUAGGCAUUUUGGGGGUUGACUCUUUUUUCAAAUGAACAAGUGAGAGUUAGAUGAAUUGAGCAAUAUUUUUAGUGACUGAAAGGAUUACAAUAUGAUUCUUUUGACAUUUUUAUAUCUAGUUCAGUCUGAAUAAACGCAAAAUUUCAGCAGUGUUAUGAAAGAUGCUUAGUCAAAGGAUAUUUGAUCCACUUAAAAUUUCACUUCAGCAUCAACUGAUUAGCAGUAUUUAGUUUUUCCCCAUGUGUGUGUAUGUGUGUUAUGUAGAUAUGUCUAUUGUCACAUAACAUUAAAUAAACACCUGAAACGCUUUCAAUUUAA
Molecule: messenger RNA, 5121 nt
Organism: Erinaceus europaeus (western European hedgehog)
Lineage: Eukaryota; Metazoa; Chordata; Mammalia; Eulipotyphla; Erinaceidae
Gene: CLVS2
Product: clavesin 2
Exons: 6
Coding region: 981-1964 (327 amino acids)
Cellular component (GO): membrane
Molecular function (GO): phosphatidylinositol bisphosphate binding
Source: RefSeq, a predicted model, not a curated record